Oncorhynchus mykiss (rainbow trout) is the source of this 1140-nucleotide messenger RNA. The record is from RefSeq and is a predicted model, not a curated record. NCBI's taxonomy places the organism in Eukaryota, Metazoa, Chordata, Actinopteri, Salmoniformes, Salmonidae.
UUGAGGAAAAUAGACAAGCUGGAGGUAGAGGAUGAAAGAGGCGGAGAGGUGGGUUAGAGAGAGAGAGAGAGAGUCUGACUGAGGGAAAGAUUUGGGGAUCUUCACCAGAGCGCCAACCUUCCCUCGUGAGAAGAACACAGCACCGCCACAAUGCUCAUUAAGGAAUUUCGAGUUAUUCUGCCCAUAUCAGUGGAAGAGUACCAGGUGGGGCAGCUGUACUCAGUAGCAGAGGCCAGUAAGAACGAGACAGGAGGAGGAGAGGGAGUGGAGGUGUUGAAGAAUGAACCAUACAAGAAGGACGGGGAGACGGGACAGUACACACACAAGAUAUACCACCUGCAGAGUAAAGUUCCAUCGUUCGUCAGAAUGCUAGCUCCAGCAUCGGCCCUUAACAUCCAUGAGAAGGCCUGGAACGCAUACCCCUACUGUCGCACAGUUAUCACUAAUGAGUUCAUGAAAGAUAACUUCCUGAUCAAGAUUGAGACGUGGCACAAACCUGAUCUAGGACAGCAGGAAAACGUCCAUGGUCUGGAUGCAGACACCUGGAAGAAGGUGGAUGUUGUUCACAUCGACAUCGCAGACCGCAGUCAGGUGGAUAGCAAGGACUAUAAGCCAGAGGAUGACCCCACUAAAUUUAAGUCAGGGAAGACUGGCCGAGGCCCUCUGGGACCAGAUUGGAAGAAGGAGCUCCCUAAGAAGACAGACUGCCCACACAUGUGUGCCUACAAACUGGUGACAGUCAAGUUCAAGUGGUGGGGCCUGCAGAACAAAGUGGAGAACUUCAUCCAGAAGCAAGAGAAGCGUCUGUUCACCAACUUCCACCGUCAGCUGUUCUGCUGGAUCGACAAGUGGAUCGAACUCACCAUGGAGGACAUCCGUCGCAUGGAGGACGACACACGCAAAGAACUGGACGAGAUGAGGGUGAAGGAUCCAGUGAAAGGCAUGGUGGCUCUGGAGGACUGAUGAGACUGGAGGAAGACUGACUGACCCUGCUGCUGUUACACUGAACUGUAAACCGACCGACACCAGCUGAUUCUACCCUCCUUCUCCUCUUGCUCUGUCAACAAUAGCUUCUCUGAAAAAAUCUCUUUCUGUCUUUCUUUCUUUCUCUCUCGAUCUUUCUUUCCAUCUUAUCUCCCU